AUGACAUUUGUGAUUGGAAAGGAGAAGGAAAAUCAAUCCACUGUACAAGUAUUUAUCUUCCUGGGUUUCCCUGAUAGUCAGUAUUUGAACAACUUCUCCAUGGUCUUUCCUCUUGUGUACACCUUAACUGUGAUAGGAAAUGUUGCUGUUGUCAUUCUAGUGAGAUCACACCCAGGGCUCCAAAAACCCAUGUGUUUUUUUCCCUGCAACUGCUCCUUCCUGGAGAUCUUGUGCACUUCUGCCUGCAUUCCCAAAGCCCUCUCACUCUUCACAGGUAUUAGCAAAACUAUCUCCUUCACCAGCUGCGUUCUACAGAUGUGUAUUAUUUUCUCCCUGGGCCGCACAGAAUAUUUCCUGGUAGCUGUCAUGACCUAUGACCAUUAUUUAGCUAAAUGCUACCCACUGCAUUACAGCACUCUCAUGAACAGCACUCUCUCCACUCAACUAGCCCUUUGUUCAUGGGUUUGUGGUUUUCUAGCUAUUUCUGUUCCAGUCAUCCUGAUUAGUAGGUUGUCUUUCUGUGGCUCUAAUGCUAUCAAUCACUUCUUCUGUAGCAUUGAUUCUUUGACUAUUUUUUCCUGCAGUGACACCCAUGUGGUUGACACGACAGCUUUAAUCUUCUCUGUUUUUGUCAUUCUUGGAUCAUGCUUGGUCUCCCUGAUCUCUUACACUUAUACCAUCUCCACCAUACUCAGAAUCCCAACAGUUUAAGGUCGUCACGGAGCUUUUUCCACUUGUUCUGCUCAUCUCAUUGUUCUCAUUAUGUGGUAUGGCUCCACAAUUUUUCUUUAUGUCAGGUCUUCUAAACAAGCCUCGAUGGAAAUGAACAAGAUUGUCAACAUCCUGAGCAAUAUUGAAACUCCACUUUGUGGAGUUCCUUUCCUCUGCACUUUGAGGAAAAAAGAG
Molecule: messenger RNA, 906 nt
Organism: Aptenodytes forsteri (emperor penguin)
Lineage: Eukaryota; Metazoa; Chordata; Aves; Sphenisciformes; Spheniscidae
Product: olfactory receptor 6F1-like
Biological process (GO): G protein-coupled receptor signaling pathway
Cellular component (GO): membrane
Molecular function (GO): olfactory receptor activity
Source: RefSeq, a predicted model, not a curated record